This is a messenger RNA of Vombatus ursinus (common wombat), 2637 nucleotides long. Its product is annotated as ectonucleoside triphosphate diphosphohydrolase 8-like. Gene Ontology annotation, cellular component: plasma membrane. Gene Ontology annotation, molecular function: GDP phosphatase activity; UDP phosphatase activity. The record is from RefSeq and is a predicted model, not a curated record. The transcript has 13 exons. NCBI's taxonomy places the organism in Eukaryota, Metazoa, Chordata, Mammalia, Diprotodontia, Vombatidae. Gene Ontology annotation, biological process: nucleoside diphosphate catabolic process. Bases 584 to 2071 code for a protein of 495 amino acids.
GUGCUCAUUGAACACUUAGCUUUGCAUCCCUCUAAUGCACUUACCUUGCGUUUCUGUGCUUUGUGGCUAUUUGCGUCCAGUCUCCCUGAUAGACGGUGAGCUUCAUGAAGCCGAGACCUUAUCAUAUCUACAUUUUAUCUUAUUUCCCCCAGCACUAGAUCCCGAGCUUUGCGCACGCACUCACCCAGGUACCUCACGGACAGCGGGCAGCGCCCACCCAAGCCCAAACCCUGCAGGUACCGUGAUCCCUGACUCCUUCGACGGGUGACCCCGAGGACGACUGCUAGCUGAGAGGGAACUGGACUCUGAGGCUAUUGGAGUCCCCUUGUACCGCAUGACUUCGGUCUUCCCACUCUCGGCUUUGCUGGAGAGACUUCCUGAGGGCUUCUGGAGCUGUCCUCAGUCUUCGUAUCCCCGUUGCCCUAUCCCCAAACUCAAAGAAUCUGGAUCCUAACCGUGGUAGAGUUGCUCAUGAUUAGUGACCUCAGCUCUGUCCACUAAGACCGAGGCCAAGCCUCACCUCCCUGAGCUCUGGCAUUCUUCCCCUCUCUGCCCAGCACCAGAAUCUGCAGCUGCUGAACCAAUGGGGCUGGAUAUGAAGCGCUGGGUGGUCCCCAUUACACUGGUCCUGACUGUCUGCACAGCUAUUACUCUGGUGCUGACCCUCCUGGCCACUAACACCACCCUUCCCCCAGGAACCAAGUUCGGUCUCGUGUUUGAUGCUGGCUCUUCGCACACAUCCCUCUUCGUGUACCAGUGGCCUGGGGACAAGGAGAAUGACACAGGCGUGGUCAGCCAGACCAUGGCUUGUGAUGUGCAGGGCGAUGGCAUCUCCAGCUAUGCUCGCAACCCUGAAGCUGCGGGAAGGUCCCUGCGGCCAUGUUUAGAUGAAGCAGUGAAGCUGAUCCCAGCCCCACAAUUGGCUCAGACACCCGUGUACUUGGGCGCGACAGCGGGGAUGAGAAUCCUCAGCCUGCAGGACCCAAAAGCUGCUGAUGGGGUCUUGGCUGAGGUGGGCAAGACCAUCCAGGAGUACCCCAUGGAUUUCCGAGGGGCUCGGAUCAUCUCUGGUGCUGAGGAGGGAGCCUAUGGUUGGAUCACCAUCAAUUACCUCUUAGAUACAUUCACCAAGUAUUCAGUCAAGAAUGGAGGCUGGAUCCGCCCUCCAGCAAGCACGGUGCUUGGGGCCCUGGACCUGGGAGGGGCUUCAACCCAGAUCAGCUUCCUCCCCAGUGGAUCCAUUGCAGACCCAGCCACUGCCUCCCAUUUCCGUCUGUAUGGCUUCAACUACACCAUCUAUACACACAGCUACCUGUGCUAUGGGCAGGCCCAGGCGCAGAAGCAGGUGAUCCAGAAGUUGAGCCAGGAGUCCCAGGCUACCCCUGGCCAGGUCGAGCAUCCCUGUUACCACAAGGGCUUUAAGAAUAAAGUGAUGGCCCGGUCUAUCUAUGACAGCCCCUGCACGGCCCACCUGCAGCCACGAGGUUUCAACUUGAACCAAGAGAUGGCGCUGGUGGGCACAGGCAACGUCACCAAGUGCCAGCAAGCCAUCAGAGCCAUCUUCAAUUUUACCGCCUGUGGCCUCCAUCAUCCCUGCGCAUUCAAUGGCACCUACCAGCCUGACGCCAGUGGCCAGUUCUUUGCUUUCUCUGCCUUCUUCUAUACCUUCAACUUCCUCAACAUUACCUCGGGCCAGUCUCUGUUGGAGGUCAUGGACACCAUUAAGCAGUACUGCAGCCGGAGUUGGACAAAUGUGACUGAAAGUUACCCCAAACACAACUUGCACUGGCUUCAAGAUUACUGUGCUAAUGCCAACUAUAUCCUGGUACUCCUCCUGGAAGGCUACAAGUUCUCUGACAAGAGCUGGACCUCCAUCAGGUUCCAACAGAAAGCUUCAGGGACAGACAUCGGCUGGACCCUUGGAUACAUGCUGAACCUAACCAACAUCGUUCCUGUUGAGGCUCCAGUUCAUGUUCGUACCCAGAAGGAGGGACCCUGGGUCACCUCCAUCAUCUUCCUUGUACUUACUCUGGUUACAGCCCUGGUGCUGCUGCUGGCAUACUUCUUCUGAGGGGAGUCUUCUUGUCUUGGGGGGAGGCCCAACCCCAGGGCCUUUCCUGUCCCUCUCUUCCUGCCUCUGGCUCAAGGAAGGGUCAUUUUCAGCCCCUGACCCUGGAGGCCAAGGUAGCUGCUGGAUAUGGGCAAGGAGGUGAUCCAUGACUGCUCCAUGUUUCUUAUCACCUUACUCCCCAUGUGUCUCACACCCUCUCUGUCUCACAUGCCCUGAGUCUCUCUGCGUCCCUGUGUGUACCAUAUUCCACCCUACAUAUUGUUAUCUAGUCACACCUCAUUUUUCCCAUCAUUGUCAAUCUGCUUCAUUCCCAAAGGUCCCCCCUCACCAUCCUCCCCUUCUAUUUAUUCUAUAGACCUUGGAUUAGGAGGAAAAAGGUUAGGGGCUCUCUUGCAAUCACGAGCUGGUUUUCUCUGGGGAGACAGGGAUCUUCAGGUGGUAUAUACAUGUGCAAACACAUGCAUGGACCUAGUGGCACAAUGAUGUAAAUACCUCCACCCUUAUGCACACUGAGGGCUCAGGACCCCCAUUUGGAAAUCUUAAUUAAAGUUAGGCUUAUUCCAGUC